Brugia malayi is the source of this 1386-nucleotide messenger RNA. RefSeq lists its product as uncharacterized. Gene Ontology annotation, biological process: protein N-linked glycosylation. Gene Ontology annotation, molecular function: alpha-1,3-mannosylglycoprotein 2-beta-N-acetylglucosaminyltransferase activity. NCBI's taxonomy places the organism in Eukaryota, Metazoa, Nematoda, Chromadorea, Rhabditida, Onchocercidae. The record is from RefSeq and is a predicted model, not a curated record. The coding region runs from base 1 to 1386 and encodes 461 amino acids. Gene Ontology annotation, cellular component: Golgi apparatus. The transcript has 10 exons.
AUGCCUCGGAUACGAUCUGAACAUUUAUUUAUAAUUCUUACUCUUUUCUAUAUUGCAACACUUAUUCGACUCUUAUUUUAUCCACUUAAUUCAACGGCAUCGCAUUCAAAUUUGCGCCAAUUUAAUUAUAAAAUAAAAGAUUUGGAAAGGCUUUUGCAAGAAGGUAAAAAUGAAAUUGCAUUACUUCAGAAGAAACUUGAUGAAAUUGAAGAGAAGAACGCUAGUAUGAUGAAAACAAUGCAGCCUUACCAUCCUUAUCAUAUACUACAAUUGCAGAAGUUUAAGCAGUCUUUUAAACAUCAUUCAAAUAAUCAAUGGCCUGGUCAAAUUCCUGUCCUAGUAUUUGUAUGUAAUCGUCCUGAAGCAAUUUACAAUCAUUUGAAGAAAUUACUCAGGUAUCGACCAUCAACUGAAAAAUUUCCAAUAAUAGUAAGUCAAGAUUGUGACGAUUCAAGUGUCAAAGAAGUCAUUGAUAAAUUUGGUGCUGAAAUAAUUUAUGUUAGACAUUUGAACAGUUGGAGUGCUCAUUUUACAGUAAUUCCGGAACAUAAACGUUACAUUACGUAUUAUCGAAUAGCACGGCAUUAUAAACUUGGUUUAUCAUAUGUAUUUGAUAAGCUUAAUUAUUCCAGUGUUAUUAUUACAGAAGAUGAUUUGGAUAUAGCACCUGAUUUUUUCGAAUACUUCAGUGCGACGCGUUCACUUUUGGAUGCUGAUAAAACAUUGUAUUGUAUAUCAGCAUGGAAUGAUAAUGGCAAAGAUUAUUUAAUUGAUAAGAAACAACCUGAAUUAUUAUAUCGUAGUGAUUUUUUUUCUGGUCUUGGAUGGAUGAUGACAAGAGAAUUAUGGAAUGAAUUAGGUCCUAUUUGGCCAAAUGGGUUUUGGGAUGAUUGGAUACGUAAUAAUACGAUACGUAAAAAUCGAGCUUGUAUUAGACCUGAAAUAUCACGUACUGGUAUGACUAUUGAGGGAAAAAAAGGUGCAAGCAGGGGAUUAUUUUUUACGCAGCAUCUUGCCAAAAUACUUCUCAAUGAAAUUUUUGUAAAUUUUACAAAAUUAAAUUUACGCUAUUUACUUAAAGAAAAUUAUGAUCAUACUUUUUUACAACGUGUCUAUUCAGCACCACUUAUCUCAUCGGUAGAAAUGUUAACAAAAGAAGUUAUCACACCAGCAAGUAGUGUUGUACGUGUUCAGUACACAACAUUAGAGAAUUAUCUUCAAAUUGCUGAUCAAUUGAAAAUAAUGCGAGAUUUUAAAGAUGGUGUGCCACGAACAGCUUAUUUGGGUGUGAUAACAUGUUUUAUCAAUGGAGUACGAAUAUAUAUAGCACCUGAUUGGAAUAUUUGGUCAGGUUACAAUUCAAAUUGGGAAGCACCAUCAGAAUAA